Molecule: messenger RNA, 2821 nt
Organism: Impatiens glandulifera
Lineage: Eukaryota; Viridiplantae; Streptophyta; Magnoliopsida; Ericales; Balsaminaceae
Product: protein MEI2-like 2
Exons: 11
Coding region: 398-2674 (758 amino acids)
Molecular function (GO): RNA binding
Source: RefSeq, a predicted model, not a curated record
AUCUCUCACAAUCUCAAUCAAUCAUGCUCUGUUCUUUUUUUCAGUCUUUCUUGCCAAUCAUGCACUCUUCCCCCUGUCAUUGAUAUUUUCAGUUUUCACUGUGUGUAGAUUACGAAUUCGUGUGUGAUCAUCAGCAAUAGUUGUGUGUGAUAAUUGAAGUUGGAUUUGGAUUUGGAUUUGGCUAAGGGUCAAGUAACAAACAAGAGUGAUUGAGUGGAAGAAAAGGGUAUUUUCUCUCAUCACGUCUCUCUGCACUUGUUUUUCUUGCUCUCCUCCGAUCAUAUUUGUUGGGUUUCUGCUGCGAUUGAGCAACUUGGGUAUUUAAGUGAGUUUCAGAGUUCAGACAGAAGGACUGAAACUUGUGGUGGUGUAGGUCAAUCAAUCAAAGUUUUGAUCGAUGAGUGUUCUUGAGGAAGAAGGGAGUGGAACAAUAAUGAAUGUUCCCCGGACACCAAGUGAUGCAUCUCUGUUCUCCACUUCAUUACCUGUUCUUCCCCAUGGGUUGAAGAAGAAUGGUUUAAGGGAUGAGGAAAUCCCAUCUAGUGUGAAUGAAUUUAAUCAAGAUCCAGAGGAUGACGAUAGUUUGUUUGAUGAAUUGGCGGCCAUUGGAAGCUUGCUUCCAGAUGAGGACGAACUCUUAGCAGGAAUUAUGGAUGAUUUUGAGCCGAGUGACUUACCACAUCAAAUCCAUGAUGUGGAGGAUUAUGAUCUUUUUGGAAGUGGAGGUGGUAUGGAAUUGGAAUCUGAUCCGCGAUAUAUUUUGGGUGGUGGGGCUAUGGGAAAUUUAAGUUUAUCCGAUGAUGUUCAUGGAAACGGGUUAACUCAAUAUAGUUUUCCUACUAAUGGUUCGGUUACUGUUGCUGGGGAGCAUCCAUAUGGUGAACAUCCUUCAAGAACAUUGUUUGUUAGGAAUAUCAAUAGUAAUGUUGAGGACUCCGAGCUCUCUUCUCUUUUUGAGCAAUAUGGCGAUAUCAGAACUCUCUACACUGCGUGUAAACAUAGGGGCUUUGUGAUGAUUUCAUACUAUGAUAUCCGGGAUGCCCGAACAGCUAUGAAGGCACUGCAAAACAAACCACUUAGACGCAGAAAAUUGGAUAUUCACUUCUCAAUCCCUAAGGAUAACCCAUCUGAUAAGGAUAUUAACCAAGGGACUUUGGUGGUCUUUAAUUUGGACCCAUCUGUUUCCAAUGAUGACCUUCUUCAAAUAUUUGGUGUUUAUGGAGAGAUCAAAGAGAUAAGGGAAACACCUCACAAGCGUCAUCAUAAGUUUAUUGAGUUUUUUGAUGUUAGAGCCGCAGAAGCAGCACUUAGGUUCUUAAAUAGGAGUGACAUAGCUGGUAAACGUAUAAAGCUUGAACCUAGUCGCCCUGGGGGAGCACGUCGGAACAUUAUGUUUCAACUCAACCAAGAACUUGAACAAGAUGAAUCUAGAAGUUUCCUACAUCAAAUAGGUUCUCCCAUUACUAGCUCACCUCCAGGGAAUUGGCCACAAAUGGGAAGCCCCAUUGAACACGGUUCGUUUCAUACUCACGGUAGCUCUCCUGGAUUAAGGACCUCCAUGAGCCCAAACAUUGGAAAUGGUUUCCCUGGUGGUCCUGGACUAGCUUCAAUUCUUCAUCCUCAAGUAUCAUCAAGCCCUGUUAGAGCUCCAAAUUCUGUCCCAAUCAGAGGCUUCCAUAUGGACCAUAAUAAAUUCAAUGGAAUUGGGUUUCAACAGUCUCAUUCACUAACAGAGUCAAGUUUAAGUCAAUACCCAGGACCCAUUUCAUCUUUUGGUGCAUCCAGCUCAAACGGAUCUGCGGUCGAGAAAUUGUCUGGCCCUCAGUUUCUUUGGGGAAGUCCUGGGUCAUAUCCAGGAAAAGUUAACUCAUCUGGAUGGCAAAUGCCUUCUUCUGUAGGACAGACAUUAAUGCCAAAUGGCAAUAUUCCUUAUGGAAACCGUCGAGGACCUUUUGUUGGUUUAUCUCAGCUCCAUCAUGUCGGUUCGGCUCCAUCUGGUGUUCCUAUUGACAGGCACUUAAGUUAUCGUGGCUCUCCAGAUACAUCUUUCAUGAAUUUAGUGGAUCCUGGGCCAGUCUUGCAAAAUGGUUCUUCAAGGAUUAGUCCAGUGUUCAUAGGGAACGGUUAUUUUCCAGGAUUUGGACCCAUUGGGCGUGACAAUAUUGGUAGUAACCAGUUUGAUAACAAGAAGCAGUUUCAGCUCGAUUUGGACAAAAUUAGAAUUGGUGAAGACACUAGGACAACAUUAAUGAUUAAAAACAUCCCCAAUAAAUAUACCUCGAAGAUGUUGUUAGGUACCAUAGAUGAAAAGCAUAUGGGCACUUACGAUUUUCUUUAUCUGCCUAUCGACUUUAAGAACAAAUGCAAUGUGGGGUAUGCAUUUAUCAAUAUGAUGUCUCCUUCACAUAUUAUUUCAUUCUAUGAGUCGUUUAAUGGAAAGAAGUGGGAGAAAUUCAACAGUGAGAAAGUUGCUUCCUUGGCGUAUGCUCGCAUUCAGGGAAAAGCAGCCCUUGUUUCCCAUUUUCAGAAUUCAAGCCUGAUGAACGAAGACAAGCGAUGCAGACCAAUUCUCUUCCACUCGGAUGGUUCGGAGGUUGCUGAUCAGAUGAUCCAGGAACAACAACUUGUUCAAUUUAAUGGACCGACUUUGGAGGAUUCUUUUGGUUGGAAGUAAGUAGUGUAAGAUGAGCUAAUAGUGUCUCACCUGACCUUCUUUCGGUUGUAUAGCCUCUUACUUAUUUUGUUUUUAACCAUGUGUCAAAUCAAAUGUAUAGUGAAAAAGAGAACAUUAGCAAUCAAUAAAUCUUCAAGUUCUUGUUUU